Molecule: messenger RNA, 480 nt
Organism: Penicillium coprophilum
Lineage: Eukaryota; Fungi; Ascomycota; Eurotiomycetes; Eurotiales; Aspergillaceae
Exons: 2
Coding region: 1-480 (159 amino acids)
Source: RefSeq, a predicted model, not a curated record
AUGGAAGUGCAUAUUCACGCCCCAGACCAAACAGACCCUGGUCAACUAGUAUUGAUUUGGCAGAAAGUCAGCGCACUUGUUGAUCUUGUCAUCCCCAUUACUCGACCGGAUAUAGAGCUGGUCCCAAAGGGGUCAUGGCAUUCCAGAGAGCCACCAGCUCACUGGCGAGCCGACAGAGGUUUAUUUUAUGAGAUGGGGGGUCUACAGGAGUCGAUCAAACCCCUAUACACACACCGUCCUGACCAAGACAUUGUUCUGUUACCCUUCCUUCGUCUGGAACUAUGGAACGAGAAUCCCGCAAAAAAUGUGCCCGCGAUGUCAGACCAACAGUUCGACAACCUUCACCGACGCCUCAUGGGUCUAUUUAACAAAACCGGCAUCGAGCUCAGAUUAGAGGAGCUUCACACGAUGACCCAAGACACAGCUCCUGGACGAGAUACCGGGCAGAACGGCCGAUUUCCUUCGUCUCGCUCGAUAUAA